AUGCCUGAUCAUCAUUCUUAUCAAGAUCCAUUCUAUGGAUGGACUACACCAAAAGCAAUAUCAUUAUGUGUACAAAAACUUAAAGAAUAUAGUUCAUUACCAUUUGAAGCAAUUCGAAAACUUAUUUCAAUGAGUGAAGCUCAAAUAUUAAAAGAACAAACAUCAUCAUCAUCUCUUGAAGUUUUAAUGAAAUUUUCAAAAAAUUAUUCAAUUUCUAUUGAACAUUUAUUAGUUAUUUUUAAUGGUUUUGUUCAUGUUCUUCGUUUAGCAUUAAAACCACCAGCAGCAUUUCUUAAAUCAGAUAUAUUCAAAGAUGAUUUACGUGAUCUAAAAUUUUCCGAACCAAUAAUUGCAGAAUUCAAUAAUAUUCUUUUUGGUUCUAAACGUGAUCAAUUGUAUAAUGCUAUUCAAGAACGUGAUCGUCCACAUCUUCCAUUGCUUCAAUCAUUUGAUUGGAAUCUUGAUGUUACUCUAACUACAGCAUCUUUAUCACGUUGUAUUGAACCAUUACUUUUUUUCCAAUUUCGUACGACUGAUAAUCGAUGUUUAACAUUUGAAGUUCCAAUUAAAAAAUUCAAUGAACUACGUUAUAAUACAGCGCUACUUCUUAAAGAAAUGGAAGAAGUUGAUGGAAAACAAGCAUUGAAACUACUUGAAACAUAA
This is a messenger RNA of Rotaria sp. Silwood1, 663 nucleotides long. Lineage: Eukaryota; Metazoa; Rotifera; Eurotatoria; Philodinida; Philodinidae. The record is from the annotation of a GenBank genome assembly.